Molecule: messenger RNA, 1719 nt
Organism: Pygoscelis adeliae (Adelie penguin)
Lineage: Eukaryota; Metazoa; Chordata; Aves; Sphenisciformes; Spheniscidae
Gene: RAP1GAP2
Product: RAP1 GTPase activating protein 2
Exons: 22
Coding region: 1-1719 (572 amino acids)
Biological process (GO): regulation of small GTPase mediated signal transduction; activation of GTPase activity
Cellular component (GO): cytoplasm; plasma membrane
Molecular function (GO): GTPase activator activity
Source: RefSeq, a predicted model, not a curated record
AUGAUGGAUUUCUUACGGGGCCUGCUGUCUGCAGAAUUCUUCGAAAUGCUGGAAAAAAUGCAGGCACCAAAACUUGAAGAACAGAGGACUGGAAGCCAAAAACAUAAGGAAGACUACAUCCCAUACCCCAGCAUCGAUGAGGUUUUAGAGAGGGCUGAGAGCAGAGUGCUAAAGUCCAUGGGCAGAGGGAUUAAAGCCCUGGUCCUGGAUCAUUUAAAUUUUUAUUGUACAGCCAGCAGCCUUGGAAAUCUGAUCCUUUCUAUUAAGUGUGAGGAGGCAGAUGGCACAGAAUAUUUAAGGAUUAUACUCAGGUCCAAAGUGAAGACGUUGCAUGAAAGGAUCCCCCUGGCAGGAUUUAGCAAGCUCCCUAGUAUCCCCCAGAUUGCAAAGGCCUUCUGUGACGACGCCUCCGGGCUGAAGUUUAACCCGGUUCUGUACCCCAAGGCGUCCCAGAUGAUAGUGUCUUACGAUGAACAUGAGGUCAACAACACAUUCAAGUUUGGUGUGAUCUAUCAGAAGUUCAGGCAGACCCAAGAGGAGGAGUUGUUUGGCAAUAAUGAAGAGAGCACUGCCUUCAAGAACUUCUUAAGUUUUCUGGGAGACACGAUAACACUCCAGGACUUCAAAGGUACAAAGCUGCCUGUGACCGAAGGAGAUACACAACAACUCCAGAGGAAGAGGCACAUCGGCAAUGACAUUGUGGCAAUUAUCUUCCAAGAAGAGAACACGCCGUUUGUCCCAGACAUGAUCGCCUCCAACUUCUUGCACGCCUACAUUGUUGUGCAGGUGGAAAACCCCGAGGCAGAUAACACGGUGUACAAGGUGUCCGUCACGGCCCGGGAAGAUGUCCCCUCCUUUGGCCCGCCCCUGCCAAGCCCGCCAGUAUUUCAGAAAGACCGGACACGGGCUGCCUUGUUGGACAACCUUCACGACGAGCUCCACGGGCACACACAGACCAUGCUGGGGCUGGGGCCCGAGGAGGACAAGCUGGAGAAUGGGGGUCACGGAGGCUUUCUGGAGUCUUUCAAGAGGUCCCCAUGGGUGCGCAGCCACUCCAUGGAGACAAUGGUGGGCAGCCAGAAGAAGCACCACGGCGGCGGCAUCCCGGGCAGCCUCAGCGGGGGCAUCGCACACAACAGCGGCGAGGUGACCAAGACCACCUUCUCGCCCCCUGUACCAGCAGCUGCCGCCAAGAACCAGUCCAGGAGCCCCAUCAAGCGCCGUUCGGGGCUCUUCCCUCGCCUGCACACGGGGUCUGAGAGCCAGGUGGAGAGCAGGACAAGGUGUGACAGCGUUUCUGGAGCCCAGAAGACACCAGAUUUGGGACAUUCUUCUCAAGAGAUGAAAUCUGAAACCUCGUCCAACCCCAGCUCCCCUGAAAUAUGCCCCAACAAAGACAGGCCAUUUAUUAAGCUGAAAGAGAACGGGAGGUCAAAUAUCUCCCGUUCUUCCUCGAGCACCAGCAGCUUCAGCAGCACGGCGGGGGAGAGCGAGACCCUGGAGGAGUACGACAGCGUGGUAGGCACCAAACCCACCCCGCAGCACGCUCGGGCUCAGGACCCCGCAGCUCCGCACGUCCCUCAGCUUCCUGCUGCCUCCGGACCCUCGGCAGAUAUAAAGAACAGAAACUCUCCAAGGUCAAACCUGAAGUUUCGCUUUGACAAGCUCAGCCACGGCAGCUCCAGCACGGAGGCAGAGCCCGCGAAGGGCAGUCAGUGA